UGGGCAUUUAUCGUAAUAGCCAAUCCGACGCUGGCUUUCUUAGCGAAAUAAUCAAUCGAAAGCCGCGUUGUAUCGAGGCCGGUUUUUGUUCCUCUGAGCACGCGCGACUGUGACAGUGUUGUGCAAGGAACGACGGCAAUGUGACUGUGCGAUGGAAGCGCGUGUGGAAGCUUAAAUUGAUAAUAUAUAGUUAAAUGUAUAACUUCGAUUUAAUUUAUAUUAUAGAGUGGUUUAAGACAGCAGAUUUUAAUAUUAACAAUGCUUCGGAAAAGUAAAUAUCUCUUAUCCCUAAGUAGGUUUAAAGGCCAGUAUGUAUGGAGACCAAAGAGCAGCUCAGCCCCUGAUCGAGCUCUACAGUAUGUGGUAGGCCAGAAGAUCCAUGGUUUUACCGUCCGAGAGGUAACUCAAGUACCUGAUCUGUCCCUGACGGCUGUUAAACUCUGUCAUGAUGUCACAGGGGCUCAGUAUCUGCACACAGCAAGAGAUGACUCCAAUAACCUCUUCAGUGUGCAAUUCCGUACCACGCCCAUGGACAACACAGGGGUUCCCCACAUUCUAGAACACACGGUUCUGUGUGGCUCUCAGCGCUACCCCUGCAGAGAUCCGUUCUUUAAAAUGCUGAAUCGCUCUCUCUCCACCUUUAUGAAUGCCUUCACAGCUAGUGAUUAUACAAUGUACCCAUUCUCCACUCAGAAUGCCAAGGAUUUCCAAAACCUUCUAUCCGUCUACCUUGAUGCCGUCUUCUUUCCCUGCUUGCGAGAGCUGGACUUCUGGCAGGAAGGUUGGCGUUUGGAGAAUGAGCAUCCUACAGACCCAUCAUCUACACUGAUGUUUAAAGGAGUGGUUUUCAAUGAGAUGAAAGGCGCUUUUUCGGAUAAUGAACGAGUCUUCGCGCAGCACUUGCAGAACAAGCUGUUACCUGAUCACACAUACUCGGUGGUGUCAGGAGGAGAACCUCUCGCCAUACCCGACCUCACAUGGGAACAACUGAAAUACUUUCAUGCUACACACUACCAUCCCAGCAAUGCAAGGUUUUUUACCUAUGGUGAUAUGCCAUUGGAGCAGCAUCUGAAGCAGAUACAGGAGGAGGCUCUGUGCAAGUUUCAGAGAACAGAAACAAACACUGCUGUACCAGCACAGAGCCGAUGGGAUGUGCCAAGGGAAGCUCACGUGACCUGCAGUCCUGAUGCAUUGGCUCCAGAUGCAGCUAAACAGAACACACUGUGUGUCAGCUACCUGCUGGGGGACAUCACAGACACGUUUGAGGCUUUCACUCUGAGUUUUCUCUCUUCCCUGAUGAUCUCUGGCCCGAAUUCUCCAUUUUACAAAACACUGAUUGAACGAAAGAUUGGUACUGACUUCUCUUCUGUAGUUGGGUAUGAUGGCAGUACCAGGGAGGCCUCAUUUAGCAUCGGCUUGCAGGGCAUAGCAGAAGAGGACAUGGAGAAUAUCAAACAGGUCAUUAGCCAAACCAUCGAUGAGAUCAUAGAGGCUGGGUUUGAAGAGGAGCGGAUUGAGGCGUUACUGCAUAAGAUUGAGGUUCAGAUGAAACACCAGUCUACCAAUUUUGGCUUGGCCCUGGUCUCUUAUCUUGCAUCCUGCUGGAAUCAUGAUGGAGACCCAGUGCAGUUGCUGAAGAUAAGUGAGAAUGUCAGCAGGUUCAGACAGUGUCUGCAGAACAACCCUCACUACCUACAGGACAAAGUGCAGCACUAUUUUAAGGACAACACACACAGGCUGAUAUUGUCUAUGAGCCCAGAUGCACAGUAUAUGGAAAAACGAAACAAAGCAGAGCAAGAAAAACUCCAGCAGAAAGUACAAGCUCUCACUGAUGCUGACUACAAAGACAUCUAUGAAAAAGGCUUACAGUUGCUCUCUGAGCACAGCAAAACUCACGACACUUCCUGCUUACCUGCCCUAAAGGUGUCUGACAUCGAACCCACCAUACCACACACAUCUGUGCAGAUGGGUACUGCAGGAGGAGUGCCAGUUCAGUACUGUGAGCAGCCUACUAAUGGCAUGGUGUAUUUUAGAGCCAUGUGUAACCUCAACACCCUCCCAGAGGACCUGAAGAUUUAUGUCCCACUCUUCUGCAAUAUUAUCACUAAGUUGGGCUGUGGGAAACUGGAUUAUCGGCAACAGGCCCAGAAGAUGGAGCUGAAGACUGGUGGUAUGUCUGUGACUCCACAGGCCAUAUCAGGCACAGCUGAUCUCGACAUGUAUGAACAGGGCAUUUUCCUUACUUCCUGCUGUCUGGAGAGGAACUUGGCUGAUAUGUUCCACCUGUGGAGUGACAUAUUUAACUGUCCUCAUUUUGAUGACGAGGAGAGGCUGAGAGUGUUGGUGAUGAUGUCAGCUCAAGAGUUAUCCAAUGGAAUUUCAUAUUCAGGCCACAUUUAUGCAAUGACACGGGCAGGGCGAUCGCUCACGCCUACCGCUGAUCUGUAUGAGACUUUCACUGGUAUGGACCAGGUAAGGUUCAUGAAGAGAAUAGCUGAGAUGCCUGAUCUAACAUCAGUUUUAAGGAAGCUACCCAGAAUAAAGAGACACCUCCUGAAUCCAGAUAAUAUGAGGUGUGCAAUUAACAGUACUCCUCAGAAGAUGGCAGAUGCUGCAGGUGAGCUGGAGAGGUUUGUGUAUAGUAUAGCCUCUAACAAGAAGGAGCGGAAGUCUGUCAGAGCAGUUAUUGCUGAGAGACCAUUGGAUCCUCAGGCUCCUGCUGGAUCAGUUGCAAGUUGUAACCUUGUCUCUGAGGCUCAUUUUAAGCCAUGUCAGAUGAAGACUUAUUUUGAAUUUCCAUUUCCUGUGUACUUUGUUAGUGAGUGUGUGCGCACUGUACCCUUGACACAUGAGGAUUAUGCCAGUUUAUGUAUUUUAGGAAGGAUGAUGACCGCUAAGUUUCUACAUGCAGAAAUCAGAGAGAAAGGUGGAGCCUAUGGAGGAGGAGCAAAAAUAGGAGGAGAUGGCUUGUUUGCCUUUUACUCGUAUAGAGACCCUAACUGCUCUCAGACACUGGAAGUGUUUCGCAGUGGUGUGGAGUGGGCUCAAGAUGGUAGGUUCACGCAGCAGGAUGUGGAUGAGGCCAAACUGUCCAUCUUCUCCACUGUAGAUACCCCAGUUGCCCCGUCGGACAAAGGUUUGGGGCUUUUUAUGAAUGGGAUUACUGAUGAAAUGAAACAGGCUCACAGAGAAAGACUCUUUGCUGUCACACAUAAAAGCCUUAUAGCUGUGGCUAACCGGUAUCUUGGUAUCGGUCAGAGGACAUGUGGAGUUGCAGUUUUGGGUCCCAGAAAUGAGAGUAUUAAAAAGGACCCCUCCUGGAUUGUGAAAUAGGCACAACAAUUUUGUGUUUUGGAAAAAGAUUAGUGAAUUACUUGUUUGUUUGUUUUUUUACUUUAAAAAAACCAUAGACUAAAUUUUACAUGUAGACACAAUAUGCAAUAGAUUUAUUAGUUGUUAUGACUCCCUACAAUAUGCGUAACCUUUCAGUAUCCUUUCAAACGUCAUCUUUUUCAACUUGGCAAACACAUGCAGAUAUUAAUUAUUAUUAAAGAGUGUUGACUGUAGUUUCUUAUAUUGUGUACUGAAAUGAAUCUUUCUUAAACAAUAGGUUUUCAAAAACAGUAUCAUAUUGCUGUCAGAGUAAACGUUUUUGAACGUAUGCUGUGCCCUGGUUUUUAUUUUUACAAUUUAAAUGUAAUAUACAAUGUCCCAGUUCUGAGAAUGCUAUACAUUUCUCUUUUUGUUUUCUUGCUUUUCUUGCACCGCAGCUACUGCAUUUGUUAACGUGCUGGGAAAGUUAUGCUGUCCUGGGACUUGCAGUCAUUAUGAAAGAAAAUAAAUAUUUUACAUAUUGAAUAAUUCCUCUUGGAAAUACACCUACUAAAGGGGUACUGCAUAUAAGCAAGUCAACAAACUUGUACUCGCUUGUGGAUGUCCCUAAAUAUGACUGCUGAAAUGAGCAGAAUGUAGCAUGUAGUUUGUUAAUAUGCAUUAGCACCAGAGUUGAGUGUAAUGUAAUCUUUAGGUGUAAUACUGUAAACUUUUUUCUGAUUACGCGGUAAUGUAACACAAGUGAUGUAAGUUUAUGUAAUUUGAUUACAGUUACUGAUGUCAAUGAAAUUGUUACAAAUUUAUUUUUAAGAAAACUAUAUUAAGUAAAAUGUAUUUUUAAAAUAGAUAACGUUUUGCCCUGAAGAUUUUUAUCUUUAGCACUGAAUAAUUCUCCACUUGGAGCGGUUUGUCACUACAUUACUGAAUGUCAGUAAAAGAAGACCACCUGUAAUUUUAUAUCUUAAGUGAACGGAGGCGAGACCUCAGACUGGGUUUACAGGAAAAUACAUGGAAACACUCGUGUCUUAUUGGCUGACGGCUCUCACUUCUGCCAAACAAAGAAAAAUGGAGCAUACGCUGAUUUAAAAAAAUAAUUAUUAUUAUUUAUUUUUAACCAGUAAAUGGGUU
This is a messenger RNA of Ictalurus furcatus (blue catfish), 4461 nucleotides long. RefSeq names its product pitrilysin metallopeptidase 1 (gene pitrm1). The transcript has 27 exons. Gene Ontology annotation, molecular function: metal ion binding. Gene Ontology annotation, biological process: protein processing. Gene Ontology annotation, cellular component: mitochondrial matrix. Lineage: Eukaryota; Metazoa; Chordata; Actinopteri; Siluriformes; Ictaluridae. The record is from RefSeq and is a predicted model, not a curated record. The coding region runs from base 259 to 3333 and encodes 1024 amino acids.